UUAUUCUCUUCCUCUCCAUCCUCCUUGUGGUGUGGUGGCUUUGACUCUCCACCCCAUAUAUUUAGAACGGAAGAAUGAAGGACACUUCCUGUUGCCGCAGCUGAAAACUAGCAUGCAACAGGAGACUGCUGUGGAUUCCCAUUGCUCUCCCAGUUGUUAGUUGGCUUUACAGAUAAACAGAACUGCAACCCAAAUCCAGCUGGACAGAGAAGAGAAGGAUGAAAGAAGAAGCCAGGAUGCAAUGGAUGGAAGCGGCUUUGGAGCAUCAAUGCACCUACAUUGUGAAGGACCAGCCGUAUGAACCACACUCCCUUCUUACUCCGGCACAAGCCUCUUUGCCCCAGAGCCUGGCCUUCCGGCGCGACAGCAGCAAUCAGGUAAUGGCAGUGAUCAGCAGGGAGUACAUUCCACCAGGCACAAGAUUUGGACCCCUGGCUGGGAAGAUCUUCACUGGACAAAAUAUCCCACAAGGCAUGAAAUGGAAGAACUUGUGGAGGGUUUUCUCCGCAGAUGGAUGUCUUCACCAUAUGCUCGAUGUGAAUGACCCCACUUGCACUAACUGGAUGUGCUACGUGAACCCUGCUCCCACCCGUGCAGCCCAAAACCUGAUGGCCCUCCAGCACAAUCUGGAGGUCUAUUUUUAUACCACUGUACCCAUCUUGGCUGGAGGUGAACUUCUGGUUGGGAACAUCUAUGACAUCUCCAGGAACUCCCAUCCUUUGCUGUCAAGAGAACUGGUGAUGACUCAACCAGGAGACCUGAAGUCCAAAGAUUUUCCCAUAGAACCUCCACCCAAAAUGGGCACUAGACCGUCACAAAAUGGCCCCAGGGAUAACCCGACAUGCAUGGAUCUUUCCACAAAGAAGGGCAAAAGCAGCGACACAGAAGCAAAAGGCAAUGCUGAAGGACAAGAAAAAGACAUGACGGCCAGGAAUCAUAAUACGGAUUCAGUGACAGGGGCCUCCUGUAACAUCAAAAAGUUCAUUUCUUUCCACAGUAUAUUGAAAGAGGAAGUUGCUUUUGAAAAAUGUGUCUUUACAAACGGAGGAGACGUGGCCCCAGAAAAACAGCAUAGCAGGAAGAGCUACCUCCGUGACCCCAAUGCCUUAUCGCACAAGGAACUUCCAUUUUACCUCAGCAACCUUUAUUCCUCCUGCUCACAGUGCCUACCUUUGGGCAACCUGCCCCAAGCCUAUCAUUUCGCCUGCUGUACCACCCCUGCCCUUUCUCCCGAGUGGGUAGCAGCCCCUCGAAACUUCUCCUUUCCACCAGGACUGCCAUGGACAAGCCAUAGAGAAAUGACACCCCUGAACUUUUCUGCCUUUCCCAAAGGAGAAGAAGAUGCCAAAGAGCCACGGAAUCCACUGUCUUCUCUCCACCCUGGGAGCUAUCCACUUCUAGGAUCAGACAGCGGCUGUUCUCCUCUUUCUCCUGGCUAUGCGGUUUGGCCCCUGAAGGUCGCCCCCCAGGAUUUAUGCCAGCACGAGAAUGCCAGCCUCAGCGCAACAAAGACAUGCUCGCCGGUGUUCCAGGAAAGCUGCAAACCAUGCCCUCCAAAGAGGAAGAAUGGCAAAAUCAAAUACGAGUGCAACGUCUGUGCGAAGAGCUUUGGCCAGCUCUCCAAUCUCAAGGUCCACCUGAGGGUCCACAGCGGAGAGAAGCCUUUCCAGUGCCAGAUCUGUAAAAAAUGCUUCACCCAAUUGGCUCAUCUCCAGAAACACCAUCUGGUCCACACAGGAGAGAAGCCACACAAAUGCCCAGCCUGCAACAAAUGCUUCAGCAGCACCAGCAACCUAAAAACCCACAUGCGCCUUCACUCAGGAAUGAAGCCCUAUGUAUGCGCCUUCUGCAACAGCCGCUUCACCCAGCAUAUUCACCUCAAGCUACAUCAGCGGCUGCAUGAGCAUCAACGCCUGAACCAGUGCCCCAACUGCCUCAAAAGCUACAUCCACCUGGUUAGCCUGGAGGUGCACUGCCAAGGAUACUGCCCACGUGUCUCUCAGGCCGCCUGUUCCUCUCGACACAUCCACUGUUUCAAUGAGAUGAUUGACCACUUCGACUUCAGUCUAGAAGCUGACCGUCUGGAAGAGGGAGAGAGUGACCCUGUCAGGGCUGCUCGGCUAGUGGAGGCCGCCAUUCUGAGGGAAAUGGCCACCAUAGGCCAAGCAAAAGGCCUCUGCUCACCAAGCUGGCACAAACAUUUUGCUCUCUUGCCAGUGAAUGCCUACUCCUUUCUUGUGAAGAGGGCAUCCUUGCCCACAUAACCAGCCUAACGCUGGUUAGGGAUGGAGUGGUGGGAACUUAAUGCACUUUGAGUCAAAGUUUGUGGCUAGAACUGGAAUCUUUUCCAAAUUUUCCCAUCUUUUGAGCUGAGGGAAAUAAUGGCAGCAAACAGGGCCUUCUGUGUUGUGGCACUGGAAUUACCUUUCCCUGAGAGUUAUUCUUGGCAACAUCCUUGUUUGGCGGUGAUGGUGGUUUCAAUGCUAAGCAAAGACUUUUUUUAAAAAUCGCUGAGGACUUUGAAGAGUUUUAGAUGUUAUGACGGCAUUUUAGUUUAGUUUGUUUCUCUGUGUCAUUUUAAUUUUCCUAAUUCAUCCAUUUCAAAAUUGUGCUUUUUAUUAUUUGUAAGUUUCCCUCAUAAAUAGCUCAAGAGAAUGAUGACUUAGGGUCAUUUGCGCCACGUUCCACCGUUGUCAGGAUCUCCUCAUAAGUCACGGAAUACAGUGGUGCCUCGCUAGACAGUUACCCCGCAUGAUAGUUUUUUCGCUAGACAUUGAC
This is a messenger RNA of Pogona vitticeps (central bearded dragon), 2778 nucleotides long. It is a transcript of the gene ZNF683, whose product is annotated as zinc finger protein 683. Gene Ontology annotation, cellular component: nucleus; cytoplasm. Gene Ontology annotation, biological process: cell fate commitment; regulation of transcription by RNA polymerase II. Gene Ontology annotation, molecular function: DNA-binding transcription repressor activity, RNA polymerase II-specific; RNA polymerase II cis-regulatory region sequence-specific DNA binding; protein binding. Lineage: Eukaryota; Metazoa; Chordata; Lepidosauria; Squamata; Agamidae. The record is from RefSeq and is a predicted model, not a curated record.